UUCCCGGGUCCUCCGGGUCACCGAGCCCUCCUCCAAGAGCAGACGCUGGGGGUCACCCUUACCUCCGGGGCCGACCGAGCCGCUACCAGGAAGUGCAGAUGUCGCCGAGGUUCUUAGCGUCUUUUUUUUUUUUUUAAGAAUGCCUGCCGUUACUCUCUCAUUCACCCCACGAACAAUUCUUGGGUGUCUGCCCUUUGGCAGAGAGAUAAACAAGACACGGUCCCGGUCCACAUAAAGGACUGUGGGACUGGGUGAUAAGAGCUGCCCCGGAGGGUAACGGCCCUGAGCCUUGCAGUUAGUUGCCGGCCACGCAGGGACUCAGAUGUUUGCUGGAUGGAGAGCUCUGGUUGGAGAGCAUUCCGAGUGGAAGAAAGGUGGCCGUCAUGAAAACUCUCCGUGUGCAGGGCGCAUGGGUGCCUGGAGACGAAGCUGGAGAGAGCUGCUGCCCAAAGGGAGCAAAGAGGAGCAGCGGGAUUACGUCUUCUACCUGGCUGUGGGGAACUACCGACUCAAGGAAUAUGAAAAGGCCCUAAAGUAUGUGCGAGGGCUGCUGCAGACAGAGCCGCAGAACAGCCAGGCCAAAGAACUGGAACGGCUCAUUGACAAGGCCAUGAAGAAAGAUGGACUAGUGGGCAUGGCCAUCGUUGGAGGCAUGGCCCUGGGCGUGGCGGGACUGGCUGGACUCAUUGGACUUGCUGUGUCCAAGUCCAAAUCCUGAAGGAGACGGCAUCCCUGCGUCUGUGCAGGGACAUGUGGGAGCCCGUGGAGGACACUGGAAGAGCGGCCCACCCCCCGGGCCAUCCCUUUCUUCUCCUGCACCCCCUCCCUGUCCCCUGUGGCCGUCACCCUCCUCUCCCCUGAGACCUGUCACCUAUCCCCAAAUCAUGUGCUUUGCAAUGAGUGUAAAUAAAAUUGGACUUGGGCUUGGGAA
Cervus elaphus (red deer) is the source of this 931-nucleotide messenger RNA. RefSeq names its product fission, mitochondrial 1 (gene FIS1). Gene Ontology annotation, molecular function: protein binding. Gene Ontology annotation, cellular component: mitochondrial outer membrane; peroxisomal membrane. Lineage: Eukaryota; Metazoa; Chordata; Mammalia; Artiodactyla; Cervidae. Gene Ontology annotation, biological process: mitochondrial fragmentation involved in apoptotic process; peroxisome fission; autophagy of mitochondrion. Bases 323 to 718 code for a protein of 131 amino acids. The record is from RefSeq and is a predicted model, not a curated record. The transcript has 4 exons.